CGCCGCCUCCGUCGUUUCGGGCCGGCCGGCACCAUGCUGCGAGCGUCUGUGCUCCUGCUGCGGGGGCGCCGGGCGAGCAGCAGGAGUUCUCUCCCGGCGUGCUCUGGCCGGCGACGCUACGGUUCGAGUUGCGUUAGCGGCCGCGACGGUUCUGGGGAUGCGCGCGCCUACUUCACCACCCCUAUUUUCUACGUGAACGCGGCGCCGCACAUCGGGCACCUGUACUCGGCGCUGCUGGCGGACGCCCUGUGCCGCCACCGUCGCCUCCGAGGUCCCAGCGCCACCGCCCCGCGACUGUCCACUGGGACCGACGAACACGGCCUCAAGAUUCAGCAGGCGGCAGCCGCGGCAGGCCUGGCCCCCGUCGAGCUGUGCGACCGAGUCUCUGCCCAGUUCCAGCAGCUUUUCCGGGAGGCUGGCGUCUCCUCGACCGACUUCAUCCGCACCACGGAGGCUCGGCACCGGGUGGCUGUGCAGCACUUCUGGGAGGUACUCAGGACCCGGGGGCUGCUCUACAAGGGGCUCUAUGAAGGCUGGUAUUGCGCCUCCGACGAGUGCUUCCUGCCCGAGGCCAAGGUCACCCGACAGCCAGGCCCGACUGGGGAGUCGUGUCCUGUAUCUCUUGAGAGUGGGCAUCCCGUGUCCUGGACCAAGGAAGAAAACUACAUUUUCAGACUUUCCCAGUUCCGGGAGCCACUGCAACAGUGGCUGCGGGACGACCCUCAGACCAUCACCCCGGAGCCAUUCUAUCGCGCGGUCCUUCAGUGGCUGGAGGAGGAGCUGCCAGAUCUGUCAGUGUCCCGCAGGAGUAGCCACUUGCAUUGGGGCAUUCCGGUACCCGGGGACGAUUCGCAGACCAUCUACGUAUGGCUGGAUGCCCUGGUCAACUACCUCACCGUAAUUGGCUACCCAAACGAGGAGUUCAAGUCUUGGUGGCCAGCUACCUCUCACAUCAUAGGUAAGGACAUUCUCAAGUUCCACGCCAUCUAUUGGCCUGCUCUCCUCUUAGGGGCUGGAUUGAGCCCGCCACGCCGCAUCUGCGUCCACUCCCACUGGACGGUGUGUGGCCAAAAGAUGUCCAAGAGCUUGGGCAACGUGGUGGAUCCCAGGACUUGCCUUGAGCAUUACACGGUGGAUGGCUUCCGCUACUUUCUUCUUCGGCAGGGCGUCCCCAACUGGGACUGUGACUACUACGACGAAAAGGUGGUGAAGCUGCUGGACUCAGAGCUCGCAGAUGCCUUGGGAGGGCUCCUGAAUCGGUGCACGGCACGCAGAAUAAAUCCUUCCGGGACUUACCCAACCUUCUCUUCUGCCUGCUUCCCCAGUUCCCCAGGCUUGGUGGGGCCUUCCGUCCGGGCCAGAGCAGACGACUAUGCUCUGGUGAGCGCAGUGGCCGCUUUGCCCAAGCAGGUCGCCGACCACUUUGAUAAUUUCCAGAUCUAUAAGGCUCUGGAGGCAGUGUCUAGUUGUGUCCGGCAAACUAAUGGUUUUGUGCAAAGACACGCACCCUGGAAGCUGAGCUGGGAGAACCCGGUGGAUGCACCCUGGCUAGGUACCGUGCUUCAUGUGGCCUUGGAAUGUUUGCGUGUCUUUGGAACUUUGCUCCAGCCUGUCACCCCAAACCUAGCUAACAGGCUGCUGUCCAGGCUCGGGGUGUCUGCCGCAGAGAGAGGCCUUGGAAGGCUCUCUUUUUUGCCUAGAUUUUAUGGACGCCCAUGCCCUUUUGAGGGCAGGAGGCUGGGACCUGAAACUGGGCUUUUGUUUCCAAGGCUAGAUCAGUCCCGGGGUUGGCUGGUGAAAGCCCACAGGACCUAGAAACUGUUCUUAAUGACUUGUUAAAAAACAAAAACAAA
Molecule: messenger RNA, 1853 nt
Organism: Ochotona princeps (American pika)
Lineage: Eukaryota; Metazoa; Chordata; Mammalia; Lagomorpha; Ochotonidae
Gene: MARS2
Product: methionyl-tRNA synthetase 2, mitochondrial
Exons: 1
Coding region: 34-1815 (593 amino acids)
Biological process (GO): methionyl-tRNA aminoacylation
Molecular function (GO): ATP binding; methionine-tRNA ligase activity
Source: RefSeq, a predicted model, not a curated record